AUGGAAAAUAGUCACAAAGAAUCAAAACUGAAGAAGGAAGAAGGAGAUAGUGAAGCCACCAUCCAAAUAUGGAAACACAUAUUUGGUUUCUCUGAAAUCGCGGUUGUAAAAUGCGCCAUUGAGCUUAAAAUUGGCGACGCUAUUGAAUGCUACGGAAGCCCCAUGACACUGUCACAAUUAUCAUCAGCCUUAAACUGCUCUUCACCGCUCCUAUAUCGCAUCUUGAGAUUCCUCAUAAGGCGUGGAAUUUUCAGAGAAGAAACAACGCCUGAAAAUCUCACAGCCUAUGCUCAAACGCCUUUGUCUCGGCUGCUCACCACCAGCGGCGAGAGCAGCGUGGCGCCCUUGUUUCUGCUAGAGAAUGGCCCAGCAAUGCUGGCGCCAUGGCACAACCUGUGCGCAAAAAUCAAGGGGGUCAGUGACGUUUUGCCAUUUGAGGCUGCUCAUGGCAGCGACUUGUGGGGCUAUGCUGCGGCUAAUCCAACGUACAACACGUUGUUUCAUGAGGCCAUGGCUUGCGGUGCUAGGCUGAUUCAUGUGCCUGCAAUACUUGAAACUUGUGGAGAGGUUUUUGAAGGAGUUGGAUGUUUGGUGGAUGUGGGAGGAGGGAAUGGAACUAGUUUGAGCAUGAUUGUGAAGGCUUGUCCAUGGAUUCGUGGUAUCAACUUUGAUCUUCCACAUGUUGUGGCGGCUUCGCCGGAAUAUGAGAAUGUGCAGCAUGUAGGUGGCAGCAUGUUCAACUAUGUCCCGAAGGCCGAUGCUGCUUUUCUCAAGUGGAUUCUACAUGAUUGGGACGAUGAAGAAUGUAUCAAAAUUUUGAAGAACUGCAAGGAAGCCAUUCCAAAAGAUACAGGGAAGGUAAUAAUCGUAGAAGCAGUGAUUGAUGAAAAAGAAGAAAGUGAAGUAUCCGAUGUGAGGGUUAUGGUAGAUAUGGUGGUAAUGGCUCAUACCAAAAACGGCAGGGAACGAACAGCCGAGGAAUUGGCCCAUGUGCUUAACAAGGCUGGUUUUAGUCGACACACCAUUAUAUCCAUUGGAGGUGUCCCAUCUGUUAUUCAAGCUUUUAUAUGAUAUAAACAGAAUGGGAUUUGGGAAAAAGUUUUCAAUCAUAAUUCUGGAAUAAGGUGUGUUCUAUAUAAUAUUAUAAUAAAAAUUGUGUUGGCCCUCGUCCAUUCUAUACCAUAUA
Molecule: messenger RNA, 1186 nt
Organism: Momordica charantia (bitter melon)
Lineage: Eukaryota; Viridiplantae; Streptophyta; Magnoliopsida; Cucurbitales; Cucurbitaceae
Product: acetylserotonin O-methyltransferase-like
Molecular function (GO): O-methyltransferase activity; protein dimerization activity
Source: RefSeq, a predicted model, not a curated record